AGGCGCCAAAAUACCAAACUCCCGCGACAUUUUCCCACCAUGCAUCCUCUCCCUUUAUUUCUAACUCAUCUAACCUCUUUUUCACCUACGCCAUUUCACUCUCGCCGGCGCAAACACUAACAGUGGCGGAUCCAAAAUUUAAACACUGUAAAUCCUAAAGAUCCAUAUAUAUCUAACUCUAAAUAAUUCAGUUCAGAACAAUUCAUAUAGUUAUAUACGUACAUCUUUUUUUUGGAUCCGCCACUUAUCGAUAUGCAGGGCCGCCGUCCCCACCCAGCCACCUCUACACCUAUCUCCGAUGUUAUCCUUCCCAAGCGUGGCAAAAAGCGUGGUAAUUACAAUUGUGGCCGUUGUGGUGUACCCAAAAAAGGCCAUGUUUGUAAUUAUCCUAAGAACCUUAAUCCCAUUGAUAAUCCUAAUCCCACCAGUCCUAAUCCUAACCGCGAAUUAAUCAUUUUAUCUUCUCCACCCUCCGUUACUCGUCCUCAACCGCCACCUCAGCUGCCACGUCACGUACCACCACAGCUCCGACGAGCGCUUUCAUUUGAUGACAUUAGUGACUCACAUGGAUCUGAUGACGAAUCCGAUAAUGAAUCGGAUCUAUUCGGGUCCGGGUCGGGGGUAGGGAAGUUGCCGGGUAGUUGUUUAUGGGAAGUGUUUAAGAGAUUGACUCCACCGGAGUUGCUUUAUGCGGCUAGGGUUUGUAAGGCGUGGAGAGAAACUUCUAGAAGGAUCUGGAAGUAUGCUGAGGAGCUUAGACUUAGGGUUCCUGUAAAAGCCCAGAUUGGACUUGUCGGGUCGGUUUUGAAGAAGUGUCCUGGGCUUGUUAAGCUUUCUCUUAGAAUGGAAAGUGACAUUGAUGCUACCAUGCUGGCCUGCAUUGCAUUUUCCUGCCCUAAACUGUAUUCACUGGAGAUAUGUACAUCUGAUACCUCAGUCAAUCGGAUCACUGGGGAUGAGUUGGGCCGUUUUGUUGCUGAGAAAAGAUGUCUUACUAAUCUCAAGAUGGAAGGCUGCUCUAAUCUUGGGGGUUUUACUCUUUGUUCAACCAGUCUCUCAACUCUUUCGCUUUCAGAUCUCUAUUGUCAUGCAAAGAUGGUCUUUAACUGCCCCAACCUGAAGGAUAUUUCCUUGGAUUUUUCUCGGCAAGAAAAUGAUACCACUGAUCUUACUCUCAUGGUGGAUGGUCUUGGAAGGAGCUGUCCAAGGCUCCAGAAUAUUCAUAUUGCCUCUAUCCGCCUAACACAUGCUGUUGUGCUUGCUUUAACAGCAGCAAAUCUAAGGGGGUUACUGAUGCUCUCUCUUGUACUGGGGUCAGAGAUAACUGAUGCAUCUGUUGCAGCUAUCACUUCAAGCUACUCAAGCCUUGAGUUGCUUGAUUUGAGUGGGUCUAGCAUUAGUGAUAGUGGCAUUGGAAUGAUAUGCAAUGUAUAUCCCGAGACAUUGUCUAAACUUCUCCUUGCUCUUUGUCCAAAUAUCACUUCAAGUGGCAUUCAAUUUGCUGCAGCUCAGUUGCCUAAUCUAGAGCUCUUGGACUGUGGUAUGACCAUAUGUGAUCCUGAUUUGGACAAUCCAACAACUCAGGAAAAUAAUAAAAAACUGCACCGUAUAUAUCAAAAACUGAUUAUUAAACAUACCUGCUUGAAGAAAUUCAGCUUAUGGGGUUGCUCUGGCUUCGAUGCAUUAUAUCUAAAUUGCCCCGAACUUAACGAUUUGAACCUGAACUCUUGUACAAAUCUGAAUCCAGAGAGAUUGUUACUCCAGUGCCCCAAUCUGGAAAGUGUUCAUGCAUUAGGUUGCAAGGACACGUUGGUUGAAACCCUUCAGAAUCAGGUAUGCACAGAUUUUAUGGCUAUGGAAGAUCAUUUUCAUUGCAAGCGUCUUCCUGAUGGCUCUAAAAGGAUCAGAGUUCCACAUUUGUUCACCCCACAGCCAAUUGACAAGAAGAGAAAGAGGAUUACAAAGCGCAAUUGUACUGUGCUUGUAAAUUAGUCCAGUGCCUGUGGCAUUGUUGGUCUAGCACUCUAGCCCAACUUGUUGGUGUAUUAUUUGUGACUAUAGUUAUUGGAGGAAUAAAUGAUAAAACUAAUUCUGAAUAUCAAUAUAGGGAAGAGAAGCAAAGGAUACUGCUCUAAUUUUAUUCCCUCAAUCAAUAAACAGCGUUUGGCAUUAUGAAA
Molecule: messenger RNA, 2177 nt
Organism: Lycium barbarum (goji berry)
Lineage: Eukaryota; Viridiplantae; Streptophyta; Magnoliopsida; Solanales; Solanaceae
Product: F-box/LRR-repeat protein 17-like
Exons: 11
Coding region: 253-1992 (579 amino acids)
Molecular function (GO): protein binding
Source: RefSeq, a predicted model, not a curated record